Drosophila bipectinata is the source of this 823-nucleotide messenger RNA. RefSeq names its product trypsin 3A1. NCBI's taxonomy places the organism in Eukaryota, Metazoa, Arthropoda, Insecta, Diptera, Drosophilidae. The record is from RefSeq and is a predicted model, not a curated record. Gene Ontology annotation, molecular function: serine-type endopeptidase activity. Gene Ontology annotation, biological process: proteolysis.
GUCAAUCAGUAAAUUCAACAUGCUCAGCUUGGAAUUCGGACUGGGUGUCGUCCUAUUUAUGGUUUGCACGUCUGGAGGCCAGAACAUUACGGACGGAGGAAAGGAUGGUCGCAUUGUCGGCGGCUGGGAAACGCACAUUAGCUACUUUCCGCACCAGGUUUCGCUUCAGUUGGGCACCCGCCACGCCUGCGGCGGAGCUAUCCUGGCACCCACCAUUAUCCUCACUGCUGCCCACUGUGUGCUUGAAUACACAAAACCGCAGUAUUAUGCUAUCAGAGCAGGUACUAGCGAGUGGGCCAGUGGUGGAAGCUAUGUACGGGUUCGUCGCAUCAUUCCGCAUCCAAAAUUCCACGAGCCCACGCGAAUGAACAACGAUAUUGCUAUGAUCCAGUUGCAACAACCGCUUGUCUAUAGUCGGGAUAUUCAGCCCAUAUCGUUGGUCACCAAAGAAGAUAAAAUACAGCCAGCGGCACAGCUCUUUGUCAGCGGCUGGGGAACUCUGGGCAUUUCGCAGAUGCAGCCGGAGAAACGUUUGCGUUACACAGUUGUGCAGCGCAGGGAUCAGGAUCAGUGCGCCCGGAACUACUUUGGAGCUGGCACCGUAACCAGCACAAUGUUCUGUGCAGGAACUCAGAAUGGUGGCAGGGAUAGUUGUCAAGGAGAUUCCGGGGGUCCACUGGUUACCUCCACCGACGGCCGCAUGAAAAUCUUUGGAAUUGUGUCCUGGGGAUUCGGCUGCGCCAACGCCGUAUUUCCUGGAGUUUAUACCAAAGUCUCCGAAUAUGGUGAUUGGAUAGCUGAGACUAUGAAUGAGCUAGCUUAA